AUGGUCAUUGUGGUCAACGAUCUGCACUACGGGACCCUCCUGGACAGCAGAGCUUGUGCCACCAUGGCAGCAGCUGCCUGGGGCACCGGGCUUCUCUAUUCCCUGCUGCACACUGCCAAUACAUUUUCCCUGCCUCUGUGCCAAGGCAAUGCUGUGGAUCAGUUCUUCUGUGAAAUCCCCCAGAUCCUCAAGCUCUCCUGCUCACAGUCUUACCACAAAGAAAUUUCACUUCUUUUGGUUAGUGUUCUUGUUUUAUUUGGGUGUUUUGUCUUCAUUGUUGUGUCCUAUGUGCAGAUCUUCAGGGCCGUGCUGAGGAUGCCCUCUGAGCAGGGACGGCACAAAGCCUUCUCCAUGUGCCUUCCUCACCUUGCUGUGGUCUCCCUGUUUCUCAGCACGGUGAUGUUUGCGUAUCUGAAGCCCUUUUCCAUUUCCUCCCCAUCCCUGGAUUUGACAGUGGCAGUUCUUUACUCAGUGGUGCCUCCAACAGCCAGCAUUCCUCCAGAUCUCAAACUCCACCAGGGCAUGAUCACUGCAGCCCAGGUUGCCUCCAAUCUUAAAAUCUCCGAUGCUAUACUCUGCACUGGUGAGCACCAGGUCCAUUAA
This is a messenger RNA of Gallus gallus (chicken), 603 nucleotides long. Its product is annotated as olfactory receptor 14A16-like. The record is from RefSeq and is a predicted model, not a curated record. Gene Ontology annotation, biological process: G protein-coupled receptor signaling pathway. Gene Ontology annotation, cellular component: membrane. The transcript has 3 exons. Lineage: Eukaryota; Metazoa; Chordata; Aves; Galliformes; Phasianidae. The coding region runs from base 1 to 603 and encodes 200 amino acids. Gene Ontology annotation, molecular function: olfactory receptor activity.